Messenger RNA from Peronospora matthiolae, 2748 nucleotides. NCBI's taxonomy places the organism in Eukaryota, Oomycota, Peronosporomycetes, Peronosporales, Peronosporaceae. The record is from the annotation of a GenBank genome assembly.
AUGGCGAGCCACACAAGCGCGACACGGCGGCGCCGCGUGUUCCACACGUUGUGCCGCAUGCAAGUGACAGGUGCGACGACACCGUCGACGGUUGCGCGCGUCACACAGACGUCGCAGUGGAAGCGACAGGGCGCGCGUCCGCGUCUCCAGACCGUCGCCGACUUGCCGCUGGACUUUGUCGCGUCUCUCGAUGCGGACGAAGCGCGCGCCAACACACUCGAGCACUCGUUCCAAGGACGGAAACAGAGCUACGUCCUCCUCCUGCGGGAGCUCUACGUGAUGCUCGACGGCGUGGCGCAGGACCGCCGCAAGCUGCGGCUUGUGCUGCAGGAGCUGGUGCAGCGCCUGUUGGACCCGAGCGGGGUCCACGCCGAGUUCGACCGCACGUCUCCCAGCGAACACGUGGACGAGUCCGUCGGUCGGUACGUGGCGGCCGAGCGCGAGACGUUCCUGCGAGUGGGCGGCGACGAGUGUCUACUGCGUGUCUUGCACGCGCUCCGUCUCGAAGACCAGUUGAUGCUCGAAGCAGCCGCAAAGCAGCCGCCGAUAUGGUCCACGCUCGUGCUGGACGGAGAGCGCCGUCAGAAGCACGGCGUGAGUCCGCGCAGUGACGUGCGGGCGCUCUGGGAGUUGCCUGUGCCCGUUGUUGUGUCUCCAGGAAAGCACGGAGCCGACGCGUCGCUAAGGCGACACAUUCUCAACGAUACGCUGGCGAUUUUGCGGGAAUUGUGCUACUUUUCCAGCAAUCUGGCCCUCCAGCUAGGGGAUAAAGACGGCUUGAUUGUGUAUUUGUUCCAGCUUUUGGGCGAUGUCCGGUUCUUUGACAAUGCGUCUGGACUGGUGGAAGAGAUUCUGGCCGUACGAGACACGUCGUUUGACCUCAGUCGCGUCCCGAACGUUCACGCGAUCAUGCAGUCGCUGUCUUCGCGACAGCUGGCGUUCUUUUGUCGGGUACUGGCUCUGGUGGUGUUUGAGCCGGAGGACCGAAGACUGUUGGAGAGUGCAAAAGUGAUCAAGUCGCUGGAACUGCUGAAGCUCCGCCGCAGCCGCAUGAUACGUGCCGACAACAUCGUGGACCGCAACCAUGCGCUUAUUUUCAACGCGCCGUUGAUCCUGCAGCGACUGCUCCGGGUCUUGCAAGUGCAGAACUUUUACUUUGCACUCAAUCCAGUGUAUGAGCCGUUUUCGUCCGAGCUCGCCACGUCUGCCGAGUUUGCGACUCUACUCUACCAAACGAGCGGUCGUAGUGACUGGGACACAAUUGAUCGCCUUGUUACACAUCCAGUACUUGGCGCUUCCGACGAUCUCACGAUCCUUCACCGACAUCACCAAGAACAAGCUACUGCAGCGGCAGGAGGUGAUUCAAACUUGUCUUCGUCAUCGGAUCUGCAGCCGCAGCAACCGUUCUCUGCCGAGACGGCUAUCUUGCGGGACUUGAUCUUCCGUAAUCGAUCGCCCGACCAACGCGCUCGGGAAGACGCAGAGGCGCAAAUUAUCAUGAAGUCGAUUGUGCUGGCUCCGUACCGCGUCGAGGUGCUAUUUGUGCUUUGUACGCUGCUGAAUGGCAAGCGCAAAGUGGAUUUCCAGGAACGGCUUGCAGAGGUGGGGCUUGUGAAAACGCUGAACACGAUGUUUGAUAAGUUCCAGUGGACGACAACAGUGCCCUCGAAUCCGGUUCAUGAGUCGUUGCAUGGACCUGGCUGUGACUGCAGCUUGGAUGCAUCGUUAAAGAUUCAAUUCCUCCGUCUGAUCCAUAAUUUUUGCGACCGCGAUUACAGUGACAACACUAGCAAGCUCUUGUUGCUUAGUGAGCAUGAGAUUCGGCUAAUGAAUGAUGGGAGUUCUACGCCCAUCGACCUCGAUCAUCCGGACAAAGGGUUACUGUCGAAGAUCAUACACGCGCUCAUUAAACAGCCAGUUGACUCUAUUUAUCGGUUCUGGCUGGCUUCUUGCGUGGAAGCAUUUCUGCGGCGGGCAACUUCCAGUGAACAGCUUUUUGUGGCCCGUACGCCAUUGUUACAUGCGCUGAUUAACGAGAUUCUUAUCGGAGGUGCCUAUCGUUCACAAGGCAGUUUCCAGUCAGCCUUCGAUUUGCUUGGAGAAAUGACCAAGGGCAACUGGUUGACAUUGCAACUUUUCCAUGGGCUGCUAAGCAACGCCCAGUUUGCAGCUUUCAUGGAAGUAGUGGUACUAAAUUUAGUGGAUUCGAAUGUGUUCAUCCGGUCGAUGCUGCUGUCUUCCGAGAAGUUCGCAAAACGGCCUACGAGUGGAACGUUUGGUCUAGCAGAUGACUUUGAGAUGGACCGCAUGAGCGAGUUUCUAACCGUCAAUCUGGUGCGCCUACUACGUGAUCUCAUGACGAUCGUCACAAUGGACGACAUCAACCACGAAAAUAUUUGCUGUUUGAACACCGCGAUAGUCAUUUUCGUCUUUCAGCAUCGUCGGCAGCGGCUCCCGGCUAUUCUUGAGGCUUUGCGUGAUUACGAAGAUGUAUGUGGCAAGCAAGGGUACGUUUGUAAUAAUUUCCGCGGCUUGCUGUGGUUUUGGAUCCAGUAUUACACACCGCGUGGCCGCGAUCGCCUGGGACUUGAACACUCAAGCGAAGUCAAAUUUGAAGAAUGGCGACACGUGGUCUCACUGCUGUGUGCUGACGAUGGAUCCAAGACUGCUUUGCUCUCGACUCCGGCGCGCCUUCCGCUGUCGGCAUAUUCACGCCUGUAUGCUACUCCCCGAAGGAGGUGCUCAUAA